Messenger RNA from Trichoplusia ni (cabbage looper), 2584 nucleotides. RefSeq names its product lutropin-choriogonadotropic hormone receptor-like (gene Lgr1). Gene Ontology annotation, biological process: G protein-coupled receptor signaling pathway. The record is from RefSeq and is a predicted model, not a curated record. The coding region runs from base 299 to 2539 and encodes 746 amino acids. Gene Ontology annotation, cellular component: membrane. NCBI's taxonomy places the organism in Eukaryota, Metazoa, Arthropoda, Insecta, Lepidoptera, Noctuidae. Gene Ontology annotation, molecular function: protein-hormone receptor activity; G protein-coupled receptor activity. The transcript is spliced from 13 exons.
CUGAAAAAAAAUCUUGAAUGUUGAGAUUUCCCGCCCGCGUGAGUGCCAGUUGCAACUUGGAUGUUGAUCGAAGCGGGCGUACUCUAAAUGUACCAAGCAACGCGUGAAAUAAUUAAUAGAAUUCGUGAAUAAAAUGUUCGUUAGAUUUAUUUAAUCAGUAAAUAUGGUGUAAUAAAUAGUAAUGUGUUAGGAAAACAAUGAAAUGUUUUUAUAAGUUAAUUAAGUGAUCGCUAAUAGGACAAUGUUAAGACAGUUUCGAUUAAGAUGAUUUGUGUUUAGUGUUAAUUGACUAGUCAAUAUGAUGAUGUUUAGAGGAUUAUCGGUGUGGACUGUCGUCCUAGUUUUAAUUGACAGCCGGCAGGCUUCGGGCCAUGCGAUGAGUGAGAGCGUAUCGGCGGUGCUGCACCAGACCAACAUCACGCGUCUCACCGCCAAGGCCAUCCACGCAGCCGGCUACCACCUGCGCAGGAUAGAGCAUCUAUCAAUAAUGGAUGCGCCGAAACUGGAGCACAUAGCUGUCGAAGAUCUGACAAAGAUGCCUUAUCUCAAAUCAUUAUUCAUAACUCAAGCGCCGCGGCUGCAUAGAGUGGCGCCGUUACCGUCUCUCCCAGAGCUGCGCACAUUCAUCAUCACAACGUCUGGCCUGUUGGAGGUGCCGAACCUAAGUCACGUGCACGACAACAAGAAGGAUAGCAACUCACUCGCCUAUCUGCAAGCCAUAGACUUGGAAGGUAACCACAUAAGGCGCCUGCCGCCGCACGCACUGCGCGUGCGCGCCGAUCAAGUGUCCCUAAAUUACAAUUUGUUAGAAGAGGUGCCAGCAUUCGCAUUCAAAAAUGCACAGAUCUCAAAAUUGAGCUUCAGAGGAAACACGAAACUAAAACAUAUAGAUGAUAAUGCCUUUGCAGCUAACUUACUCUUAAGACAAUUAGAUUUAAGUAACACCGCUAUUACCUCACUGCCCACCGAGGGCCUCCAGAACUUAGAAACACUUCGGAUAGAGAAGACACCGUCGCUCAAAUACAUACCUUCCAUAUACGAGUUCCAGAGGCUUCAGAAAGCGUACCUGACUCACCACUUCCACUGCUGCGCGUUCCGGUUCCCCGAGAGACACAACCCCACUCGGCACAAACUCUACGAGACGCAAAUAGCCCUCAUGCAAGCUAAAUGCCAGCAGAAAUCAGAAGAAGAUCGAAAGCGGCGGUCUUUGGAACCCAUCAAGGUUUAUACCGUCCCGCAGAAUAUUAAUGAUUCGUUGGAGGACGACGUCUCCACAGCCACGACAAGUGACGAGUACGACGGUAACAUAAUGGAUGAGUACUUCUCGGACUCCGGCAGCUGGGAGGACGAUGAGGACCAGGGCCAGUUCCACGACCCUGUCAACAAUACGCUGCGGAUCGGAUCCAUAUCCGCCGAGUGCGGGAACUUUAGCAUCAGCCCCAGAAAAGUGGAAUGUACGCCGGCACCAGAUGCUCUGAACCCUUGUGAAGAUGUGAUGGGCUGGUCGUGGCUACGAGCCAGCGUGUGGUUCGUGAUCGCCGCGGCUGUGGUCGGCAACGUGGCUGUUCUGCUCGUGCUCCUCACCAACCACACCGAGCUGACCGUCCCGAGGUUCCUGAUGUGCCACCUCGCUUUUUCCGACCUCUGCACAGGAAUCUACCUCUUCAUGUUAGCUGUAGUAGACCUCAGGUCCUACGGGGAGUUCUUCAACUACGCGUACGACUGGCAGUACGGCGCCGGUUGCAAGAUCGCCGGCUUUCUAUCAGUAUUCUCAGGCCAGUUAUCAGUCAUUACCCUAACUAUAGUCACGUUGGAGCGCUGGUUCGCGAUAACGUAUGCAAUUUACUUGGAGCGAAGAAUUUCUUUAUCAGCCGCUUCGAAGAUUAUGAUCGGCGGCUGGUUGUAUUCGUUUUUGAUGGCUGGUUUGCCGCUGGCCGGCGUGUCAGACUAUUCGUCUACCUCAAUAUGUUUACCGGUGGAGAGUAAGGAUGUGGGCGAUGCGGUGUAUCAGGGGUCGAUAUUCUUAGUGAGUGCGUUAGCCUGGGUCACGAUAGUGGGCUGCUACGUGCAGAUAUAUAGAUCUCUGGGUGGUGGAGAAAACUAUGGCAGGAGAGGGGCAGCGGCGGCUGCAGAACGACGGAUAGCAAACAAGAUGGCGCUCCUAAUCGGAACUGACUUGCUGUGCUGGGCGCCGGUCGCGUUCUUCGGAGUAACAGCUUUAGCUGGAGCGCCACUAGUCGACGUCAGUCACGGGAAAGUGCUCCUAGUAUUCUUCUACCCGCUAAACGCUUGUGCCAACCCAUUCUUAUACGCAAUUUUGACAAAACAGUAUCGAAGAGAUUUGAUGACAUUGAUAGCCCGGACAGGACAUUGUAAUUGGUUGGUUGAGAAGUAUAAGUUGGCGACGACGCCGCCGCCGACGGCCCACACCAACCCGUCCGCGCCGGCGCAGCUCAUGCCGCUCGUGGACUCCGUCACGUACCAGCGGAGUCAGUCGGGACAGUCACAGUGCAAGGACACCAGUGAAGUGCCCCUUUAAGUGUUUACGUUUAAGAUGACAUUAUUAUACGAAUAUUUAUUUAUA